Messenger RNA from Cavia porcellus (domestic guinea pig), 1183 nucleotides. RefSeq names its product transmembrane protein 18 (gene Tmem18). Bases 11 to 544 code for a protein of 177 amino acids. Gene Ontology annotation, cellular component: nuclear membrane. Lineage: Eukaryota; Metazoa; Chordata; Mammalia; Rodentia; Caviidae. The transcript is spliced from 5 exons. The record is from RefSeq and is a predicted model, not a curated record.
AGAGUAUCCAAUGCUGCCCGUCUGGUUGCCCCUACUGAUCUCGCGAGAUGAGAACCGAAGCACUUCCUGCGGAGCUGGGCGGAAGGGCUCGGCGGCGGUUGGGAGGGCUGGCUUCCAGGGCACCAUGCCUUCCGCAUUCUCCGUCAGCUACUUCCCCGUCAGCAUCCCUUCGGUGAUCAUGCAGACAGACUGGACCGAACCGUGGCUCCUGGGGCUGGUUGCCUUCCAUGUGCUCUGCCUGCUGCUCACCUGCUUCUCAGCCCAGAGGUACCAACUGCAGGUCGGUCUCUUCCUGAGCCUAGCGGCCUUAGUCUACUGCGCUGAGUACAUCAAUGAAGUGGCUGCCAUGAACUGGAGGUCCUUUUCCAAAUACCAGUACUUCGACUCCAGGGGGAUGUUCAUUUCCAUCGUAUUCUCGGGCCCACUGCUGCUCAACGCGGUGAUCAUCGUGGUUAUGUGGGUGCACAAGACGCUGAAUCUGAUGACUGAGCUGAAGAAGGUUCAAGAGAAAAGAAAAGAGAGGAGGAGGAGGAAGGAAGAGUGACCCCGGCAGGUGCCGCGGCUCCUGUACUGCUCCUCCUACUGCUGUGGUGGCUUUGGGUGCCAGAAUGGGCUUGGCCCCAUCUGUAAGCUGACUCUGGGUCACAGGUUUUUUGACUUUUGAUGCCUGCAGGGAGAGAAUGCACAUUGAAGUUGCUCCUGAAGCCUGAUGCUGAGCCCUCUCUGGUCCUGGUCCUUCUGAGUGGAUUCGGGUCCUUCUGAGCCCUGCACACCCUGCUUCUUGGGGCUGAUCUUGUCAUUUACGGAGCCAGUGCCUUUAUGGGGCCCCCAAGACCAAUGUAGGAAACUGCAGCUCCCUGUCCUAGUGGGUCUGGGUCUGCAGCAGGGCCUCAGCAGAGGACCUUUGCUUGUGCCUGGAGGAGCUUGCCUGCUGGGAGAGACCUGAGGGCGGUUUAAUGACUGGGUCCCUCGAGGCAAGGCCUCACACAAUUGUGAGCCAAAGCAUCUAUGCGGCUUUUAGGUUAAAAUUUUAAGAGAAAAGAGCUGUAAAAUCAGGACUGUGUAGAAGAGAAUGUGUUGACUGAGCCCUCUGAUUUUUCUAGAUGCAAAACUGUAAAUAUAGAAGCACUCAGUGUGUGCACUAUAUUUUAUUUUCACAAAAACAAACUACUUUUUAAACUUU